Pararge aegeria (speckled wood butterfly) is the source of this 3431-nucleotide messenger RNA. It is a transcript of the gene Pi3K92E, whose product is annotated as phosphatidylinositol 4,5-bisphosphate 3-kinase catalytic subunit delta isoform. Gene Ontology annotation, molecular function: 1-phosphatidylinositol-3-kinase activity; 1-phosphatidylinositol-4-phosphate 3-kinase activity. The transcript is spliced from 19 exons. The record is from RefSeq and is a predicted model, not a curated record. Bases 1 to 3162 code for a protein of 1053 amino acids. Gene Ontology annotation, cellular component: cytoplasm; phosphatidylinositol 3-kinase complex; plasma membrane. Gene Ontology annotation, biological process: phosphatidylinositol-3-phosphate biosynthetic process; phosphatidylinositol-mediated signaling; phosphatidylinositol 3-kinase/protein kinase B signal transduction. NCBI's taxonomy places the organism in Eukaryota, Metazoa, Arthropoda, Insecta, Lepidoptera, Nymphalidae.
AUGGUUCCUGCACCUAGCUGUCCCAUUGCGUGGGACUACUGGACCGCCACGCCGUCAGAUUACGUGGAGCUGACAUGCCUGAUGCCUAACUCUAUAUUCCUCUCUCUAAGAGUAAGCUGGAAUGCAACACUUCUUGGUGUGAAAGAGGAGCUAUGGGACCUAGCCAUGAAGCAGCCCCUCUUUGGGAUGCUGCGGGAGAUGUCAGGCUAUGUAUUCCAAUUUAUCAACUCACUCGCAGUUCCAGAAGAGGUUGAUGAUGAGAAUAAAAGGUUGCGUGACAUUAAACCUGCGCUUGGAGUGCUUAUGAUUAUAGAGCGCUCUAUACAAAGGCCAGGGGAAAACUUAUUGAAUACACAAAUCAGUCAUUUGAUUGGAAAAGGUUUAAACGAAUUUGAUAAUUUAAGAAGUUCAGAAGUCAAUGAUUUCCGGAUGCGAAUGCGCUACCUAGCCGAGGAGAGUCUACUAAAAAGAGCACAGAGCACUCAAUUAGAGAGGCUAAGAUAUCACUGCCCGCCAAGAUUAGCUGAUCUCCAUACUGUUCCUACAAGUUUACACAGUCACCUUAACAACAACUGCUUUAUACUUGUCACUAAAGUGGCCAAAACAGAGUUUUCCUUCACAUCGAACGUGUCCGUCAGUUUGACGCCGCAGCAGCAUAUAGAGACCAUAUUGCGGAAGAAGGCGAACUCGCUCAAUAUGCGGGGUGAGAACCCGCGUAACUAUGUGCUCAAGGUUUGCGGUCGGGAAGAGUACCUCCUCGGCGACCAUCCUCUAAUACAGUUCCUGUACAUCCAAGAAACGCUGUCGAGAGACGGUGUCCCCCAAGUCAUGACUGUCUGCAUAGACAACAUAGCAUUAGGUUCCGAAGUCCAAUACUACUCGCUACCGGAGCGAACGCGACUUUCCUCGGAUCAAUCUAACACUAUAAGGAAGAAGAAAAACUACGAGUCCUCGUGGAAAAUAGAAAAGAACUAUUCUUGCGUUGUGCAAAGUGUCGGUGGUCUCAACGUCGACCCGGGCAGACCGGUUGAGGUUGUCUGCCAAGCGGGCAUCUACCACGGAGGAAAGCCUUUAUGCGAACCAAGGAAGACUCGAGUAGCGGUCGUGACCAUGGAAGGCGAAGCUCAGUGGAACGUGAUCUUACAGUUCCCCAUCAAAGUGUGCAAUGUGCCCCGGAUGGCGAGGCUUUGCUUCGUCAUUUACGAGGUUUCAAAGGCCAAGAACAAAUGGAAAGGCAAUAAGGAUACAAUAAACAGGCUAGCGUGGGCAAACACAAUGGUAUUCGACUACAAAGAUCAGCUACGGACGGACGGUGUUACUCUAUACAUGUGGACACACGUAGCUGAUGGCACGCAAGGAGACGACUUGCUUCUACAUCCAUUAGGAACAGUUGUCUCUAAUCCGAACACAGAAUCCUGUGCGGCGCUGCAAGUGCGAUUCUCCAACUAUGACUGCCAACAUCCAAUCUUAUUUCCGAAACCGGAGUCUGUGAAGGCAUACGCAGACCAGCUCGAGAAUGAAGCGGAUGACGUUGUGGGCACCCUAAGUGAAGACAUUGAGAAUCUUCGCGCCACGGCCGAGAAGGAUCCGAUGUAUGAAAUGCACGAACAGGAGAAGAAAAAUAUAUGGGCUUCGAGAGAAUACUUCCGAGUAUCGGCCCCAGAAUUACUACCCAAACUUUUGUCCUGUGUUGAGUGGACGGAGCGCGCUGAAGUCGCUAGAGUGGUGCGGAUGUUGGCCACUUGGCCUCUGCUGCGAGUGGAGUCUGCUCUGGAGUUACUGGACUACGCCUAUGCUGAUGCUGCGGUCAGGAGCUUCGCUGUCAAGUGCUUAGCUAAAAUCAGUGACGAAGAUCUCCUACUGUACCUUUUGCAACUUGUGCAAGCACUCAAACACGAAUCUUACCUGAUGUGCGACCUGUCCGUGUUUCUACUGCAACGGGCCUUUGAGAACAUGAACAUUGGCCACUACCUUUUUUGGCAUUUAAGGUCUGAGAUGCACGUACCUUCAGUGUCGGUGCGUUUCGGUCUAGUGCUGGAGGCGUACUGCCGCGGCUGCCAGGACCAUAUCAACAGUCUCAUGCGACAGAUCUCCUGUCUCGACAAACUUAAAUGGGCGAAUCAAUGUAUCCGCAAGAAGAAGGAGAUCACCAAAGCACGCGCGGCUCUUCGACAACAUCUCGAGGAACAGCAUUGCAUGGAGACACUUUCUGACUUUGUGUCACCGCUCAUCCCUAGUCUCGUUUGUAAGAAAAUCAAGCCUGAAGGUUGUCGCGUGAUGGACAGCAAAAUGCGUCCGCUACUGCUCGAGUUCGAGAAUGUGGAUCCUACGGGCAGCGACAUUCGCAUCAUACUGAAAGUGGGCGAUGAUCUGCGCCAGGAUAUGUUCACACUGCAGAUGCUGCGUAUAAUGGAUCGCCUUUGGAAAAACGCGGGAUAUGACUUCAGAUUGAAUCCCUACAACUGUAUAUCUAUGGAGUACGCAGUUGGCAUGAUCGAGGUGGUGGACGAGGCGGAGACAGUGGCCAAUAUACAGAAGCAGUUCGCUCGGUUCAACGCCACGUCAGUCAUAUCCAGGGUCAACUUGUUCCAGUGGCUCCGCAAAAAGAAUCCUACAGAGGAAUCGUUCAACAAGGCCGUUGAAGAGUUCACGAUGAGUUGCGCCGGAUACUGCGUCGCUACAUACGUUCUGGGCAUCGCCGACCGUCAUCCUGAUAACAUUAUGAUUAAAGAGAGUGGGCAGCUCUUCCACAUAGAUUUCGGACACUUUUUGGGCCACUUCAAGAAGAAGUACGGUGUGAAACGCGAGUUUGUUCCCUUCGUGCUAACACAUGGGUUCAUCCACGUCAUUAAUAAAGGACAGCGAGGCGGGAACAACGAUCUGCUGGACUUUAAGAUUUUCAGGGAGCUCUGCGAGACGGCAUUUAAAAUCCUCAGAAAGCAUGGGCACCUCAUCUUGUCGCUGUUUUCGAUGAUGAUCUCCACCGGUUUGCCGGAGCUUAGUUCGGAGAAGGAUUUGCAGUAUCUAAGACAAACUUUGGUUAUGGAUCUCUCGGAAGAGAAGGCGAUAGAGCAUUUCAGGUUGAAGUUUGACCAGGCUGUGACCAGCUCGUGGACCGCCUCCGUCAACUGGGCCUUCCACAAUAUGGACAAGAACAACUGACAGUGACCCGUGAGCAGGCGCCUCAAGCGCCAGCCCUCAAAGCACGCGCCGCAGACGCUGUGAGCGAUCAGCCUUAUGUGUGACGUCACAUCGUUUUAAUACACGACAGUUCUUUACUUGACCAUAAUAUUAAUAAUUGCUACUUAUAUGAAGUCAAUAGCUAGUACAUAGCGGUGAUAGUUCAGUGGAUAUAAUUUGGACUUCACUUUUGAGGGGCAGAGUUCGAAUCCGAGCACUUUUUAACUUUUAUAAGUUAUGUGCGUUUUUAG